AUGAUCGACGGCUCGAGACGUCUGUCUUCGUGGAUGGAAGAAGAGGUUGUGACCGAGACGUCUGUGCGACGGUAUUGGAACCGCCAUGACCAUGGCGACAGCUGCUAUCUGUGGUUUAAAACUCACGUGCGUUCAUCAGAUGUGGUAGAAGCCACCGAACAUCGGAGACAAUACGAGUACAGCGUCAAUGGACGGAAGCGCGUGAAACCUGGAUCGGCCAUUACAACGUUAGGCACCAAAGUGGAUGUCAAUGGACGGACAGUGGCAAUAUUUAAAUAUAAAGGUGGACUGUACGCCAUCCAGAACGCGUGUCCCCACCAAGCUGCGUCGCUUCAUCUUGGUGAUAUCGAAGACAUUGACGGUACACCGUGCAUCUCGUGCCCUCGCCACAAGUGGCCCUAUUCACUGGAAGACGGUCUGUGCCUUCUUCCAGUCGAUUGCCGAGCAGAGUGCUAUCCGAUUUGUGUUCGACAAGAAAGAGAUGGCUCCGAGAUCGUCUAUGUGGGGUUUACAGCGAUCUCCGAUUCGUUGUUCCACGACGAUUCUUUUUAG
This is a messenger RNA of Peronospora matthiolae, 552 nucleotides long. Lineage: Eukaryota; Oomycota; Peronosporomycetes; Peronosporales; Peronosporaceae. The record is from the annotation of a GenBank genome assembly.